Messenger RNA from Klebsormidium nitens, 1684 nucleotides. The record is from the annotation of a GenBank genome assembly. NCBI's taxonomy places the organism in Eukaryota, Viridiplantae, Streptophyta, Klebsormidiophyceae, Klebsormidiales, Klebsormidiaceae.
AUGGCUGCUUCCCCAAUUGCACACAUCCAACUGAGCCACCUCAUCCCCCAAGAAGGCGAAACCGACCCGAACUACGUAUCAGCUGUCACGAAGCUAAUAGACGCGCUUCAAAAUGAACACGUUUGUCUGCUGAAGCUUGACGCUGCAGAAGCAGCGACUCUCAAGAAAGGUCUGGUGUACGCUUCCGGUACUCUUGAGAAGCAGAGAAAUCUAGUGGACUCGAAGAAGCUGGGUGGGGAAGCUCAGCUGAACGGCGACAUCGUCGGCGGGUAUCAUGCGCUGCCGGACCAGGAGAUCUACAACGUCAUGCUGGGUGAAAGGCCGCACGACCAAGCCCUGGUCACGAGCUUCCGCAUGCUGAGCGACGCCUCUCGCCGCGUUCUGCGCGCGCUCGCAUGGGCGCUCCACGUGGACACGCACAUCGACCAGGGGCUGCUCACCUUCGUCACAUCAGACAAGCCAGGCUUGGAGGUCUUCUCCAAGGGGAGCUGGACGCUCGUCGACGCCGAUCUCGCCCCCGACGAGCUCGUUCUCUUCCCCGGGCAGGCGCUGACGGAAGCCACUGCCGGCCUCAUAACAGCCGCCGAGCACCGCAUCGCCCACGUCAGCAAUGCUGAUACUGACGUCAGCGGUCCGUCGGCGGUUCAGGGCCGCCUUUCCGCGGCCUUCAAGUGCCGGCCCCGUCUCGAUGCAACGUUCGACCGCGGCCCGAUCUUUGCGGCACACACCAGCGUGGGGAGCGCGUAUGUGAGAGACAAGAGGCUAUUGCCGGUGGCGGCUUACGUGGCGGAUAUGACGUUGCGGUAUGAGUCCGUCAACGACGUGAAGGUCAAGAAGGAGGAUCAUGCCGGUGAGUACGGAGACGGCGCGAGCAUGGCGGCACCUCUCGACCAGAAAUUGAAAGUGGAAGACUGCAAGAUCGGCCCGCCUCUCGCCCACAAAGUGAAAGUUGAACCUUAUGAGCCCAGCGCGCCUCCCAACAAAAAAACGAAAGUGGAAAAGUACAAUCUCAGGGCGCGACCGGUGGCCUCAGUGGGGGACAAAGAGAAGGCUCUGCGGAUCAAGGCUCGGGAGGCUGUAACGGAGACCUCGCGCAUAUCCAGACGAAAGGAUUGAAGGACAAAAACCAUGCACAAGGCUCCGCGACCCGGGUUUGAAAGCAAUGUAGAAAAGCAGAGCAUCGGAUGGCGAAGGCGUGUUUGACUUAGAGGAAAUCAGGAUAAGGCAUCAAGUCUUGCUUCUCUUUUUGGUUGCAGCCUUGGCAGGCAAAGCGCUGGAGACCGCGGCGCGCAGGUUACCUGGAUCAAAGUAGAAGAGGACGAGGCCGAGUAAACUUGAAAUCGAGCAAAUCUCAGCAGUACAACCUCGAGCGUAAUCCAGAUCUAGACUUCUAUCAUUCUGCCUUUAGUUGCAGCCGAUGAAGGAGCGUUUGCCCUUGCCCGGAGAACCCACUGCGAAAGAUUGAAGGAGUCGAGUUCCGGACUUUGUGGGGCGCAAAGGGCUAAAAGCUGUACAAUACCCAUUCAGAGACGAUUUAUUCGUUUCUUGGUUUCUGCUGUAGUAGCCGUUCAAACAUCGCCAACAUAAUCAAAGACUACCCGUAAUGAUUGAAACCCGUAACGGGCGACUGCAGACAGUGUGCUUGAACGGACAGGCAUUCCGACUUGGAUUACAAGAAGGCCGC